Messenger RNA from Bicyclus anynana (squinting bush brown), 325 nucleotides. RefSeq lists its product as uncharacterized. The record is from RefSeq and is a predicted model, not a curated record. The transcript has 2 exons. Lineage: Eukaryota; Metazoa; Arthropoda; Insecta; Lepidoptera; Nymphalidae. Bases 50 to 316 code for a protein of 88 amino acids.
GCUAUUACUCCUGCACACAUGCAACUCCUACAUUCUUCUGACAGCCAACAUGGAGGACGUCCAGGCGCUCGCUCGCCAGCUAUCCGCGUCGCCGGUGCUGCAGCAAGUCAAGAAUAUCUGGAGACGAGCCUCCACGCAGUUCCAGAAGGAGCUAGAGCGACAUGCGCGCCGGCGUGGAAAGACUGACGAAUCAGAUUAUGAUGAUCGAAUCGACACCGAAGGUCGGACAAGGAGGGUGAUCAAAGACCUGGUAGCUCUUGGCAAGGAGGCUGGCUAUAUUGAACCCAUAAAGCAGAUGUUAGAAAAACUUCAAUAAAAUCAUGUU